AACAUAAAUGAAAUUGUUUGUCAUAGAGACGUCACACAGACAAGUAGUUUUUGUACUGACUUUGUUUUCAUUUUAACUAUGUCCUUUGGUGUUGGCAUUUAAAAAAAGAAUUGCGCUGAUCGGACAAUGUCUAAUCAAAAUCUGUUAGAGGUAGACUCUGGUGAACAGAUUCUGGAAGGUUUCCUCUGUCCAAUAUGUAAAGUCGAUUUAAAAACACCGGACCUACUCACAACCCAUGUUGAAAAUAGCCAUUCCGAGGAUCAGGAUCUGUUGAAGUCGUUCAAAGACAUUUUUCUCACUGCGACGAAAAAGAUCCGCCGAUUCGAUGAGUCCAUUGAUAUUGGUCAAACGAUUGACAAUACAAUUAAAUCAACGUUUCCACAACAACAACAGAAAUUCACGCCCAUCUAUCGUUCGACCCGCAUACAGGAGGUCGGCACGGACUUGAGUCAUUUCUCAUACUUUAAAUCAAUUCGUAUGGUCCGCUUGGAGCGUUAUGCAACCGAAACAAAUAAAUUAAUCAUUCGACUUCACAAGCUACUAACCGAUCGACCCAGCGAUGCUAUGCAACAGAAAAUACACGAGCAAACGCUAGUUCCGUGGCUAGAUGGUACAUCUGUAAAAUUGUGUCCGAAUUGCGCUAAAAAAUUCAAUAUAACGAGAAGACAGCACCAUUGCAGACUGUGUGGGUCAAUUAUGUGCCACGACUGCUCUCGAUAUUUAGCCAUCAAAGAUGCCUUUGGUUUAGUGAAUCCUACGGUGUCCACGCCAACCGAUCAGUAUGAAUUCCAUGAUGAUGACUCGUUGCGGAUAUGCGAGCAUUGCUUAAGCUUAUUGGAAAAUCGAAAAGACAUGCAAGACAGCCAAUUGUAUCGGCCGGCCAUUUCCGUGUAUUAUGAGAAAAUCGUUCAAUUAAAGAAAGACAUUGGUCCCGAUCUAGUGAUGUACUCGAAAAUGAUAACGAGUCUGUACGAUGGCGAUUCGAUAUUUACAUUAGCUGAUGCUAGUGCUUUGCGCGGUAAAAUCGGAUUGGUGGCCGAGAAAAUUGACGCAUUUAGCAAAGCUGUACUGAGUUUAGACUACGCACAUGGAAGUCGUGAAGAAAGUCUGAAAAAAUCCAUACGAUUGGCUUGUAUCAAAUACAUUAAGGAUGAGAUGUUGGCUCUGGAAGCCUUGCCGCAAGAGGCUGAAAUCAAAGAAUUGCAACGCAAAAGGAAAAUGGAAACAGAACAGAAAAUCGAAAUGGAACGACGUCUGGCCAUGCAGGCCAUGGAACGUGCAGAUGGUGCCGGUAAUAUACGUGAUGGUCGGGAUAUUGGAGGUGCAAUUAGUAAAGGGAAAGCUGCGUCUGGAUCGGCCGUUACUUUAAUAGAUAAUUGGUCUGGUCGUCAAGCCGAUACUCGUACUAUGACAACAAACGAUCCGUUAAUCGAACAAAUUAACAUUAUCAAAGGAUACAUCAAACAGGCCAGAGAUGCGUUACGGUUCGAGGAAGUGGCUAUAUUGGAAUUGAAUCUUAGAGAACUGCAACAAGAGUUUUACAACCGACAGCAACUGUAAGGAGACACAAGUGAUAAACUUGCAUUUUUUUUGUUGCAAAAUUAACUUUUAAUAAAUUCUUCAUGGAUUAUAGAGCACUAGAUGCUCUGGCUACACUGUUACAAUAUUGCAA
Bradysia coprophila is the source of this 1672-nucleotide messenger RNA. It is a transcript of the gene Rbsn-5, whose product is annotated as Rabenosyn-5. Gene Ontology annotation, molecular function: metal ion binding. NCBI's taxonomy places the organism in Eukaryota, Metazoa, Arthropoda, Insecta, Diptera, Sciaridae. The record is from RefSeq and is a predicted model, not a curated record.